Opisthorchis viverrini is the source of this 3104-nucleotide messenger RNA. RefSeq lists its product as hypothetical. NCBI's taxonomy places the organism in Eukaryota, Metazoa, Platyhelminthes, Trematoda, Opisthorchiida, Opisthorchiidae. Gene Ontology annotation, biological process: positive regulation of transcription by RNA polymerase II; negative regulation of transcription by RNA polymerase II; cell differentiation. The record is from RefSeq and is a predicted model, not a curated record. The transcript is spliced from 6 exons. The annotation marks the transcript as partial. Gene Ontology annotation, molecular function: nuclear receptor activity; zinc ion binding; RNA polymerase II cis-regulatory region sequence-specific DNA binding.
GGGCAGCCGUUUUUCCAGCUACAGAUAUCUCAGAGAUUCCUUGUCGCGUAUGUGGAGCGAAAUCUUCUGGCUUUCACUUUGGUGCUAUCACUUGUGAAGGAUGCAAGGGUUUCUUUCGGAGAACUAUCAACGAACGAGAAAGUCAGCGAUACACAUGCAGAAAUGGAGGCAAUUGCGCGGUAACCGGAGCGACCCGAAACAAUUGCAAAAGCUGUCGCUAUCGCCGCUGUGUUGCGGUUGGCAUGUCAAAGGACGGGAGUCGCAUUGGUCGACAACCGAAUGCAGUUAAACACCGUUGUGCAAUCGAAAUUGAGCAAAUACGGUCGGCCGUUGCUUCGUGUACAGCAUCCUAUGCAAAAUCUCCGAGUAAAUUCUACCACUCAGGAACGUUUAUGUCCCCUCAACCUAGUGGGUCCAGUGGAAUUGCAGAGCAGUCUAGAUUGUCCGGUGAUCAAUAUGUAUCCACGCAACAACCAUACACCAACACGAGUGCUUCGAUUGCAAACGCCACCUGCUUACGACCCGCCCCACCAAAUUAUUCAGCCUUACUUCGGGAAGGAUCAAGAUUUUUCCAAUCUCCAACUGAAUCACCACUCUAUCUUCAGGCAAGAACGAACCUGGUGUCGGAUAUAUGCCCAUCCACACCCCAUUCUGAUAUGGCACCUUCCUCUAUUUUGGAGUCAAUAAACUCCUACUCAUCUCAGGCUGAUAUCGAUCUGACUGGAAUAAGGGAGCUGACACCGUACAAAAGUUGCCACUCAAGUACUUUUGAAACGCCUGCGAAACACAACCAAACUGGUUAUGUUGAUCACGCAGAAUUGUUGUGCUCAGGUCAACAAACAACCCAAGACUAUCGAAGAGGAUUUAGCAAUUCAAAAGCAAACCAGUCCAUUAUGGAGACCCAUCAGCAUUUACAUCUUUUCCCUCAGGAGGGGAUACUGUGCGACUCACACAUUCAGGCUAUUAGGGAAUAUGGAGAACAAACCCCAUCAGUAAGUCUACUACAGUUAUCACAAGCAGCACAGCUAUGCAGUGAGCGUGAGCGUGAGCGUCAAAUAGUAUCAGGUGACAAAACGAAUAGGUCAAAUAUGACGGACUAUUCUCAAACGGUAUUCCAAUCAAACUCACCUACUGGUCACUUGGCUGACGAGCCACCACACCACGGAAGUGGCCAUUACCUAUCUCGUGCACAUCAGCCUUUAUCAACGAUGCAAACGGAAAAUUUUGACGAAGGAAUGAAGCCUGAAGAACAGACAGCUGUUUCCGUGGCGAACGAUUUGUGGCAUACAAUCGAGUGGGGAGUAGCUACAAAUAAAAUUCAAACAAUGGACAGAUACCAAUACACGAAAACCCCUCUAGAAGAUCAUUCAUCUAUAAAUCAAGACGUCACCUGUGAACUUAAAGAUGAUCCUAGCCUAAAGGAUAUAGGAUGUUCUGAGAAUAGACCACGCGUAGGCGGUCAGUGUUCAGCUGGGCGCGCUCCACCAGCUAAUUGCACGUCUCUAAAAGUUGAGCCAGCUGAGGAUGACAGGUACAUUUGGCGAGGGUUGGACGACGAAGGUGCUCAUACGGCAGUUAACUCUUCUCCCUUGAGUUACCUUGAUAAAAGGUCCACUUAUGAAGAGUUUCAUGAAGGACUGGCUACCCUUACCUCAAAAGCAGCGUACACCCUAGAUCCUGUGAGGCUUGAGAUGGAAGACCAGACAAAAACUCCCUCCUCUUCUUCGAUAGCAGACCACGAAGAGCGCCUCGUGAUUGUUGAUCAGAUUGAUGUUAAUCAUGAUACUCGACCUUCAUCAUUUACCGUGCCGCACAGUUUGAAAUCAGAGCGAAGUCCCCUGAAUCCACAGCUAUCUCCACAUCCAAAACAGUCUAGUUCUGCAAACGUCUGUCCAGAGUUUCUGGACAGACGACAGUUCCAAACAGAUAAAUCCAAUGCAUUUCUCAGCCUUCGAUCAACCACCUCAGGACAGGCAUAUAUUUCACCCUCAAAGGCGUUCCUCAACCGAUAUACCUCCACAUUUCAUGCAAGUGAUUUUGGUGACACUGAUUCUUUGAUCCAGUCUACAGCUCAAUACAAGCCACAGCUUGAACUACACAAACUCAAUAAUCUAUCGGAUACCAGAAAAGUUGUCUCACAUCUUUCAGAACGAUCACCUGAAAUGAUUGCUCAUAGAUUGCCAACCGUCAACUCAGAGGGAAGGCCGUUUGUAUCGGAAGUCCCAUUUAUGGACGAAUCCAAACGCAGUACAAUUAGAAAACGCAAGAUCACGGAGGAGCAAACUGGGUGGUUGCAUGCAACUUCAAAUGCAAUGAAAGCAUCUUCUGAACCCACUACAGGGCUAACCGAUCUGUGCUCUAUUGGUGAAUUCUACGAACAGGGCUUUAGCAGCUUCGAAGUGGCACCAAUAUUGACCACUGACAUUGUUUGGUCACACAUGAUGGAGCAUUUCGAAGCACAUGCUCAUCAAGUUAUCCAGUUUGCGCGCGCAGUGCCCGGAUUCCGUGAAUUACCAAGUGUAGUCAUGAAGAAGUUAGUUCAAGAGGGAAUGUAUCCGAUCACGGUGAUUCAACUGUCCAAGGACUUUCAGCCAUCAACCAUGGAAUACAAUUACUUCAACUUCACUGCACAGGAGCGCGAAAUCAUUUUGCGUCACUUUCCGGAUUUUCUGCCAGUCGCCGACCAGCUGCGUGUUGCAGGGACAGUUUUGCAUCCAUUUAACUUGGAUGAAACAGAAACUGCUCUUCUAUGCUGCAUUCAGUUGUUUCAUGGAGGUGGUGAGCGAUUUGGUGAAACAUCGAAGGUUGAAACAAUGUACCAGCGAACUGUCUCGGCUCUCAGGACCUACGAGGAGACCCGUCAAAUGGCCGAAGUAAGGACGCAGAAUAUCCUUGCCGUGACGUCCCUUCUCACCGAUAUGAACCAAGAGCACAGGGCCAUCGUGAAAACCCUUAAACGUGAUCGACCUUCACUAAAAUUCCCAGACCUCUAUGUGCAAAUGUUCGAACUCGACAACCAAGACCCGUUCGACAGUCGGGAUGCUGAUCAUCUGCUGUUGGUCGCAGAACCGAACGAGAGAUCGACAAUCCACCCACAGAACUGA